AUGGCUUCCGCUGCGAUCUUCGGAGUAUCCCAUCCAAAUACCCAUACCAGAGACAACGCCUACUGGGAACAUCCGUCAUCUUCCCUCUUCAAACAGGUCAUGCGCUCCCAAGCCGCCGCAGCCCACCAUACUUCCGCGUCGCAAAACUCACCACACCAGCCCAAAGAAGAUGCACGGCAACAGCCUGCCCCCAAUGGGCACGUCAGCCUCGAUCCAGGGCUUCUGCCGCCUCCAUCAGCUCCACCAUCGCUGGUGAGCGCACUCAAGAGCAUGAGCGGUGCACCGGACCCUCUUGUGACUCUGCGUGAGAAGCCCCGCGAACAUUCCUUUGACUCACCUUAUGCGCGCUCAGCCAACUCGACCGCGCCGGGCUCGCCACGAAUUCCUGUGCGCCAGAACUCCGGAAGCCAGACACCUCGGGUGCGGCCCCACGCCACCACCCUGAGCAUCCCGGGCAUGACAAGGUCGAGAGUUUCACCCGAUGGCAAGAUUGCAGAGAGGGAUGUUGCUGCCAAACUUGUGAUAAUCAUGGUCGGAUUGCCCGCACGUGGAAAAUCUUACAUUACAAAGAAGAUCCAGCGGUACUUGUCAUGGCAGCAGCACGAUACGAGGAUUUUCAACGUUGGCAAUAGGAGACGAAUUGCUGCGGGUCAGAAGCCCCCAAAGGCCCCCACCGCCUCUGAUGACACCAAGAGCGUGGAUGGCCGGCUCCAGGCGGCCACUGUCUUGCUGAACGGCGUCACACAACCAGACGUGGACGAGCCGACCGCCUUGGACUUGAACGACACAAAUGACGAGAAAACGGUACACUUGCAAAAUGAACCCACCACCGGGAAUCUCAGCGAAGGCCAAGAUGUUAACAAUUUCGACCAGUCUGCGAAGUUCUUUGAUCCCACAAAUGCAACAGCUGCCCAGCUCCGCGAGAAAGUGGCCAUGGAUACUCUGGAUGAACUCCUCGAUUACCUCAUCAACAGCUCCGGUGCCGUCGGAAUUCUUGAUGCGACAAACAGCACGAUAGCUAGGAGGGAGGUUCUCGUCAAGAAGAUACGGGAGCGGGAACCGAAACUAGGCAUCCUCUUCAUCGAGAGUAUCUGCCAAGACAGAAAUCUUCUGGAAGCAAACAUGCGCCUCAAGCUCUCCGGUCCUGACUACAAAGACAAGGAUCCAACCAAGUCAUUGGAGGAUUUCAAGGCUAGGGUACAAGCAUACGAGAGCGCAUACGUGCCGCUUGGCCAAUACGAAGAGGAGCGAGAUCUACAGUACAUCCAGAUGAUAGAUGUGGGCCGGAAGGUGAUACAUCACAGGCUCAAGGGAUUCCUGAGUGGGAGCAUUGCCUCGUACUUGACGACAUUCAAUCUAGCACCAAGACAGAUUUGGAUCACCCGACAUGGUCAAAGCGAGGACAACAAACUCCAAAAGAUAGGCGGCAACUCUCACCUCACAGACCGAGGCCAGUGUUAUGGAGCAGCACUUUACAACUUCAUCACCAAGAAACGCCAGGAGUGGCUCGUCGAUCAGCAAGACAGACUUGCUCAGUCAUCAUUCCCUCCCAAAGCCGGGGACGACACCCCUCCGUACCCCGAGAUGUACCACGAGCUUCAGCAGAAGAACUUUUGCGUAUGGACAUCGAUGCUUCAUCGGACCAUUGAGACGGCUCAAUACUUUGACAACGAUGAUGAUUACGACGUCAAGAACUGGGAGAUGCUGAAUGAACUCAACGCAGGGACAUUUGAAGGCAUGACCUACGAUGAGAUUGCCGUCAAGUAUCCAAACGAAUACCAGAAACGCACUGCGGACAAGCUCAACUACAUUUACCCCGGCGUCGGCGGGGAGGGAUACCUCGCGGUCAUCUCCCGACUGCGCGACAUGGUACGGGAGAUGGAGCGGGUUACGGACCACGUUCUGGUCAUCAGCCACCGGUCGGUGUGCCGUGUGCUGAUGGCGUACUUCAUGGAUCUAUCACGGGAUGGCAUCGCCAACCUCGACGUGCCACUAGGAAUGCUUUUCUGCAUUGAACCGAAACCGUACGGGUACGAAUUCCAUGCGUACAAGUACAACGAGCCAGCAGGGUGGUUCGAUGAGCUACCGGAUUACAAACCACAAAAGGCGACUGAUAGAAACAACUGA
Messenger RNA from Diaporthe amygdali, 2127 nucleotides. Its product is annotated as 6-phosphofructo-2-kinase. The record is from RefSeq and is a predicted model, not a curated record. Gene Ontology annotation, biological process: fructose metabolic process; fructose 2,6-bisphosphate metabolic process. The coding region runs from base 1 to 2127 and encodes 708 amino acids. Gene Ontology annotation, cellular component: cytosol. Lineage: Eukaryota; Fungi; Ascomycota; Sordariomycetes; Diaporthales; Diaporthaceae. Gene Ontology annotation, molecular function: ATP binding; 6-phosphofructo-2-kinase activity. The transcript has 4 exons.